CAUCUUCUUCAACUUCACACUCAAAUCCCCAAAAAAAAAAUUACAGACAAAUGGAUCGAAUCAAAGGUCCAUGGAGUCCCGAAGAAGAUGAGAUGCUUCAGCAACUCGUGGAGAAACAUGGUCCUAGAAACUGGUCUCUCGUCAGCAAAACAAUCCCUGGUAGAUCCGGGAAAUCCUGCCGCUUACGGUGGUGCAACCAGCUUUCACCGCAGGUAGAGCACCGGGCGUUUACGCCGGAGGAAGAUGAGACGAUUCUUAGAGCUCAUGCGAGGUUUGGUAACAAAUGGGCUACGAUUGCCCGGUUGUUAUCGGGUCGGACUGAUAACGCCAUUAAAAACCACUGGAACUCCACCUUGAAGAGGAAGUGUUCUUCCAUGACGAAUGAAGAAUUUAACGAGUUUUCGAUUCAGCAACCGUCGUUGAAACGAUCUGUUUCCGCCGGGUCUGGGGUUCCGGUGUCGGGUUUUUGCUUCAAUCCGAGUAGUCCGUCGGGAUCUGACGUCAGUGAUUCGAGCGUCCAUGUCUACCGGCCGGUGGCUAGACCCGCUGCACCGGUUAACGAUCCGCCGACGUCGUUGAGUCUAUCCCUUCCUGGAGCUGAAUCAUUUGAAGCGUCGUCGGUGUCGGCGACGCCGACGGUGACACAUCCUCCGCCGGUUCCAAAACCUGCUCCGAUGGCGAUUUCGGCUGCGAUGCAGCAACUUCAGGUAUCCCGACCACCGAUUGAGCAGCCGGAGAAGGUGGUUCCGCCGUUUAGCGCGGAGUUUUUAUCGGUGAUGCAGGAGAUGGUUAGAAUGGAGGUGAGGAAUUACAUCACCGGAGUAGAACUUCAACAAGCCAGUAAUGGCGGUGGCUGAUUAGGUUAAUCGAUUACUUAUUUCUACAUAAAUUAAAUUUGUUGAUGGGUGUUGAUCACCGGAAGAUGAUGAUGAUGAUGAUGAUGAUGAUGAUCGGAGAACGUUCAGACACCAUGGAAAAUGUGAAUCAAAUCAUCGAUCAUGUCUCUGUUAAUUCCAUAAUCAUGGAUUAUCCUCCCACAACGAAAACGUUGAAAUAAAUUUGUACAGGGAACGGAUUAGAUUUAUUUAAAAAUCAUUUAAUUGAGAAAAAAAAAAAUAUGUUGAAGAUUUAUCAUUUA
Lactuca sativa (garden lettuce) is the source of this 1138-nucleotide messenger RNA. Its product is annotated as transcription factor MYB44. The record is from RefSeq and is a predicted model, not a curated record. Gene Ontology annotation, biological process: regulation of DNA-templated transcription. Gene Ontology annotation, molecular function: RNA polymerase II cis-regulatory region sequence-specific DNA binding; DNA-binding transcription factor activity, RNA polymerase II-specific. Lineage: Eukaryota; Viridiplantae; Streptophyta; Magnoliopsida; Asterales; Asteraceae. Gene Ontology annotation, cellular component: nucleus.